CAGAUAUAGUGAAUGCAGGGUCCGGGGAGACCAGAUAUAGUGAAUGCAGGGUCCGGGGAGACCAGAUAUACUGAAUGCAGGGUCCGGGGAGACCGGAUAUAGUGAAUGCAGGGGUCCUGGGAGACCAGAUAUAGUGAAUGCAGGGUCCGGGGAGACCAGAUAUAGUGAAUGCAGGGUCCGGGGAGACCAGAUAUAGUGAAUGCAGGGUCCUGGGAGACCAGAUAUAGUGAAUGCAGGGUCCGGGGAGACCAGAUAUAGUGAAUGCAGGGUCCUGGGAGACCAGAUAUAGUGAACGCAGGGUCC
Molecule: messenger RNA, 303 nt
Organism: Staurois parvus
Lineage: Eukaryota; Metazoa; Chordata; Amphibia; Anura; Ranidae
Source: the annotation of a GenBank genome assembly